Gymnodraco acuticeps is the source of this 483-nucleotide messenger RNA. It is a transcript of the gene psmd3, whose product is annotated as proteasome 26S subunit, non-ATPase 3. Gene Ontology annotation, cellular component: proteasome regulatory particle, lid subcomplex. Gene Ontology annotation, molecular function: protein binding. The record is from RefSeq and is a predicted model, not a curated record. Lineage: Eukaryota; Metazoa; Chordata; Actinopteri; Perciformes; Bathydraconidae. Gene Ontology annotation, biological process: ubiquitin-dependent protein catabolic process.
UCUGAUGUUUCCCAGAAUCCUUAGCGCUCUCACUAUUGCCAGUCAUCGUGCUGCAGUGACUGCGCAGAUAUUCAAUAAUAAACUCUUUAAAACUCAUUUAAAGAGUUCUUUAAACAGUUCCCCGUUCCUCCGCUCAUCACCAUGAAGGAGUUAGCAGCGAAGAAGAAGUCUGGAGCCCAGAAGAAGGAGGAGAAGCAGGAGCCGCUGGAGGAGGAGAUGCCGGAGGAAGAGGCUCCUGGAGCGGGGAAGAAAGAGCCUAAACCCGGGGAGACGGACAGCCUCACGCUGGAGGACAUCAGGGAGCAUGUGAAGCAGAUAGAGAAGGCGGUGUCUGGGAAGGAGCCUCGCUUCGUGCUCCGGGCUCUCAGAGCUCUGCCCUCCACCAGCAGGAGGCUGAACACCAACGUGCUGCACAAAGCCCUCACAGGGUUCUUCACCAACAACACCGUCACCAGAGACUUCCUGCUGAGCAAGCUGGAGGAG